This is a messenger RNA of Lutra lutra (Eurasian river otter), 5492 nucleotides long. RefSeq names its product interleukin 17 receptor A (gene IL17RA). The transcript has 12 exons. The coding region runs from base 16 to 3090 and encodes 1024 amino acids. Gene Ontology annotation, molecular function: interleukin-17 receptor activity. Lineage: Eukaryota; Metazoa; Chordata; Mammalia; Carnivora; Mustelidae. The record is from RefSeq and is a predicted model, not a curated record.
GAAACCCGGGGGCGGAUGCGGAGGCGGGGCGGAGGAGCGAGGGGAGGAGCGAGCACCUGCGCGCACCGCGGGAGGAGGGCCCAACGCGGCGCGGGUCCCCGCCCCUCGGCGGCCCGGCCCCUGCGCUCCUGGAAGCCGGAAGCGGGCGAAGAAGAGCUAGUUCGGAGCUUCUCCGAGGAAGGGGAAGCCCAGGGCCGGUGCCCCGCAGAGCCCCAACCGCGGGCCGCCAGCGCUCUGCGACAGCGCGGGACCAUGGGGACUCCGCGCCGCGGGCCACCCCUCCUCCCGGGGCCCCCGCUGGGGCGGCUGCUACUGCCCCUGCUCCUGAGCGGGCUGUCCCUGGCUCGCGCCUCCCCGCGACUCUUGGACUACCCGGCGCCAGUCUGCUCUCAGGAGGGACUAAACUGCGCAGUCAAGAAUAGUACCUGCCUGGAUGACAGCUGGAUCCACCCUCGAAAUCUGACCCCUUCAUCCCCCAAAGAUGUCCAGGUCCACCUGGACUUUGCCCACAACCAGAAUGGAGACCUCCUACCUGUGGCUCGCAUCAGAUGGACCCUGCAGACAGAUGCGAGCAUUCUCUUCCUGGAGGGUGCUGAGCUAUCUGUCCUGCAGCUGAACACCAAUGAACGUUUGUGCGUCAAGUUUGAAUUUCUGUCCAGACUGCAGCAUCAUCGCCAGCGGUGGCAUUUUACCUUCAGCCACUUUGUGGUGGAACCUGGCCAGGAGUAUGAGGUGACGGUUCACAACCUGCCCAAACCCAUCCCUGAUGGGGACCCAAACCACCAGUCCAGGAACUUCCCCGUGCCUGGCUGCGAGGACCCCAGGAUGAGGAUGACCACACCAUGUGUGAGCUCAGGCAGCCUGUGGGACCCCAACAUCACGGCAGAGACCCUAGAGGCCCAGCAGCUGCGGCUGAGCUUCACCCUGUGGAAUGAGUCUGCCCCUUACCAGAUCCUGCUGACCAGCUUUCCACACACACAGAAUCAGAGCUGCUUCCAUCAUGGCCUCAUGGUGUCCAAGCCCACACUCGAGGAGUUCCACCAGCGGGCCAACGUCACGCUCACCCUGUCAGACCGGACUUGGUGCUGCCGCCACCGAGUGCAGAUCCAGCCCUUCUUCAGUAGCUGUCUCAACGACUGUCUCAGACACUCCAUAACCCUUCCCUGCCCAGAAAUUCCAGAUGCUCCAGUCUCGAUUGCAGGUAAGGCCAGCUGUCCUUUCCGUCCACUGCAGGAGUCCCUGGGGCCCUUCGUCAGGGGCCACAUGGCAAGUCCCUCACUGAGCCUCAUCUGGAGCCAGGCAGAGAAGGAGGCCAGCCCGAGGGUGGAGGUCGUCAGCAUGUCAUGGCACAGGCCGGAGAGGACUGCCCAGGGGUUGGGAGAGCUCAGAGCUGGCGGGGCGGGCCUCCUCUGCCAUGUCACUCAUGCCGUUCCGCUUCCCACAGACUACAUACCCCUGUGGGUGUACGGGUUCAUCACGGGCAUCUCCAUCCUGCUGGUGGGUUCCGUCAUCCUGCUGAUUGUCUGCAUGACCUGGAGGCUGCCGGGGUCUCAUCGUGAAAAAUAUGGUAAUGACAGCAAAUGCACAGAUGUCCUGCCAGAGACCAGCCUGACCCCACCACCCCUGAAGCCCAGGAAGGUCUGGAUUGUCUACUCCGCCGACCACCCCCUCUACGUGGAUGUGGUCCUGAAGUUCGCCCAGUUCCUGCUCACUGUCUGUGGCACAGAAGUGGCCCUUGACCUGCUAGAGGAGCAGGUCAUCUCAGAGGUGGGGGUCAUGACCUGGGUGGGCCGCCAGAAGCAGGAGAUGGUGGAGACCAACUCCAAGAUCAUCAUCCUGUGCUCCCGAGGCACCCGGGCCAAAUGGCAGGCCAUCCUCGGCUGGGAGGAGCCAGCCGUGCAACUCCGGUGUGACCGCUGGAAGCCGGCGGGGGACCUCUUCACCGCGGCCAUGAACAUGAUCCUACCAGACUUCAAGAAGCCAGCCUGCUUCGGCACCUACAUCGUCUGCUACUUCCGUGACAUCAGCAGCGAGAGUGACAUCCCCGACCUCUUCAACAUCACUUCCAGGUACCCGCUCAUGGACAGAUUUGAGGAAGUGUACUUCCGGAUCCAGGACCUGGAGAUGUUUGAACCCGGCCGGAUGCACCGCGUCGGGGAGCUCACAGGUGAGAACUAUCUGCAGAACCCGAGCGGCUGGCAGCUCAAGGAGGCAGUGGAGCGGUUCCGGCAGUGGCAGGUCCAGUGCCCAGACUGGUUUGAGCGUGAGAACCUUUGCUCCGCGGAUGACCAGGACCUCCCAUCGCUGCACGAAGAGGUGUUCGAGGAGCCCCUGCUGCUGCCAGGAAGAGGGAUCAUCAAGCAGAAACCCCUGAUGCAGGAACCCGCCUCCGAGGGUGCCCUGGUGGGAGAGCUGCUCAUCAGUGAGGAAGGAAGAGGACUGUCGAGGCUGGACCCUCAACUCCUGCCCCAAGGAGAACUGGCAGCCCAGGCUCUCCAGACCGCGGUGCUCCCAAUGGAGGAGGUCCCUCUGGCUCAGGCCGUGGAACCCAUUCCUCUGGCCACCGAGAGCAAUGCAGCUGGCCGGUUGGCUGUGGGGGAGGCAGACGAGGCCUGCCCACUGUUGGAGGGCUACGGCCCACAGCGGAACAGCGUCCUCUGCCUCCCUGUGGAUUCAGAGGCCCCGCCUGUCUGCAGCAGCCUGAUGGCAUCGCCCAGCUGCCUCCCGGAUGAAGUCCGGGAGCAGCUCGAAGGCUUGAUGUUCUCCCUCUUCCAGCAGAGUCUGAACUGCCAGGCCCUGGAGGGCUGGGACAGAGCCCCAGUGGCUCUCAGAGACCUCUGCAUGCCCUCCGAGGAGGAGCAACGGCAGUCGGUGCAGUCUGACCAGGGUUACAUCUCCAGGAGCUCCCCACAGCCCCCCGAAGGACUCACAGAGAUGGAGGAAGAGGAGGAAGAGCGGGACCUGGGGACAUUGGCCAAGCAGCUCUCUCCCGAGGACCUAGAGAACCUGAGAAGCCUCCAGAGAAGGCUCUUCUUCCAAGAGCUUCAGAAGAGCUCCGGCUGGGACAGUGCGGAACCGGAGGAGCCCUAGGGCCUCCCCGCACACAGGGUGUUGAGAGAAGGGAGUGUGUGUGUCCACGAGGGUUCAUGCGAGUGUCUGUAUAUAUAUAUAGAUUCCUGUAUGAAGUGUUUGCCUUUAGAUGUGGACCUCUCGAGCCCUAGGUCUGCCCCUGAAUUUUCUUUCUCUGACCCUCUGGUCGUGUUCUGUCCCGGCAAGAAUCCAUAGCCUGUCCCUGCCCUGAGCCAGCGAUACAGUGUCCUUGAGCCACCGUCGUGCCAUUUUCAGUCAUGCAACAUUUAUUUUGCACCUCUUGUUGCCAAGCGUGUGAGAUGUAAAGGUAAAUCUUACAAGGUAGUGGCCCUGGUCACCAAGGGGCUUACCGUCUGGUGAGAGUGACAGAUUAGCAAACAGGAUGGUCCUGUGUGUUAGAAAGGCUUGGUAGAGGUCUGCCUAGAAGGAGCAGCUGGGCCCAGAGACUAUGGCUGGAGAGGGCAGCGGUCCCCGGGGCAGGGGCGGCGCCUGGGGUGGGGCUGGUGCCAGGGGGGCUAGAGUGGGAGGACUGGGCAGCUGGAGCCCAGACUGGAGAGGGGCUUGUGGGCCAGGCUAGGGGAGUUGGGACAUCAGCCCAGUGGCCUGGCAUUCCUUUGAUAGGGUUACCUGCUGCCCUGCAGAGGAAGGAUCUGAGGACCAAACAUACCCGAAAGCCUCUGGGCAGCAGCACCCCCCGAGCUCUGGAGGUCCCAGAGCUGGGCGCCCAAGCCUGGGUGUGAGAUAUGGAGGGCUCCGGCAGGGUGGGUGCAGGGGAGCAGGACUCUCUGAGGGAGAGGGAAAUGGGCCUCUCUGUACUUAAAAGUCUGAGGCUCAAAGGCAGUAUUCGAGGAGAGAUGCUGAAGUUCAGUGGGUAAAGAAGCUGUUCUUCAGGUGCCUUCUUGGGAGGAGCUGAGGGCUUCUGUCUGUCUGUCUGGGUCCCGGCCUGGGAGGCCGUGUGCCCCUGCACUCGGGUGAGCUCCUCGCCUGUACCCUCGCCCUCAGCUGGAGCUCCAAGCUUCAGGGACGGAGUGAUGGGAAACCAUCCCAGGUUUUGUGUGUGUGUGUGUGUGUGUGUGAGAGAGAGACACAGACAUGUGCACACAAGGGAGAUGAUCAGUAAAAGAAGGAAUAAAUGUGUCUACUCUGGUGAGAACCCCACAUCGUUCUGUGGAGUCACGUGUUACCAUAGGUCAAGUUCCCAGCUGUCCGGUCCUUCCAGUUGUGAGAUCUCCCGGUGCAACCGCGGGGACGGCAGAUCGGAGGCCCAGACUGCAUGCAGCCUGUACACAGCCCCACGGCCACGAAGGACCAGGGGAGGCAGGGCUGCACACAGGGUGUCUGUGUCCCCCAAAAUACCUCAGUGUGACAGUAGUGGAGGGACAGGUGAUUAGGUUGGGAGGAGGGAGCCCCAGAGAGCUCCAUACACCCGUGAGGGCGCAGUGAGAUGGUCAUCUGUGACCCCGGGCGGCAAGCUCCCACCACACAUCCAGUCUGCCAGCUCCUUGGUCUGGGACUCGCUGGCCCCCAGAACCAUGAGCCACUUGGGUACUUGCAAUCUACCCCAUGUUCGGUGUUCUGCGCUGAGCCCUUCCAGACCAGGCAAGAUUGGGAGCCACAUUCUCCCAGCUGCUGGCCUCUCAGGCUCUAUCUCCCCUCCAGUAAGCUGCCCGUGGGCCUCGCUGGGGCCACAUGCCUACCGAACUUUCGGUGAUGUCGCCCCAGCUUCCACAAAGUGCUUACUCCAUGUCCAGAGUGUGGAACAGCAUGGUGGACUGGACACGCCACCGGCGUGCCCCAACCAGUGUGGCCCUGGUGCCCAGAAGCCUACUUGUCAUUUGCAUUGCAUUCCCCACAAGCCUUGACGUCCAGCUCUGCUGGCCUUAGAGGCCACGUGUCCUCAGUUAGCAUUGUUCACUGCGUCCCCUCUCUCUCUAGGGUGGCUGCUUGUUUCCCUAACAACUUUAUUGCGAUACGGUGCACAUCCAUGUCAUUCACAGCUGACCCUAUGCAGUUCAAUGGCUUUUAAGAGUUCAGAACUCAGCAACCAUCAGCAUCAUCAAUUUCAGAACAUUUCUCUUAGCCCAGAAAGAAAUCCAGCACCCCUUCAUCCUCACCACCCACCCUCCUCAGCUCCCCAUCCCUCUAUGGAUUUGCCUGUUGUGGACAUAACCAGUACAAAUGGAAUUGUGAAGUUCCCCAGGGCUUCUGGACCCUUCCUUGAAGGUCAUGCCCUGGUUCCUCCCACGUUCCCUUCCUUUCCCUGGAGCCCCCAAGCUCACACUGGCCUUUGCUCACCACACAUGCCGGAAGUUCUGUCAGCCUGUGGUGUCUGCUGUCAGCCCAAUGCCAAGACCAUGAAGAGCGUGUGUAAAUAAAGCCUUGCCUUGCUUUUCGUAUUCUUC